CGGGUGGAAGAAAGUGGCGACAUUAAGCGUAUCGGGGCUUUAAUGAUGGAGUCGAGUCAAGGAGAAAAACGCCACCAUCGCUUCCCGGCGCCCAGCAACGCCAAGAAGAGCAGGAUGGCUUGUGAGCGUCCAGAAUACAACAUCAGCAGCUUCCCCGCCCUGAAGGCCUGUCUGCCGGACAGCUUCGACUACCACGUGUGCGAGUACAGCGGCGUGGGCGACGUGGGCGACCACCACAGCUACACGGCCACCCUGCGCAUGGCCCUGCUCCAGGAGGACCAGGUCAAACUGUGGCUGAAGGCCCACAGCGUCACCUGGAGGGUGGACCGCACCGUGCCGGGCAAGGGCCAGAAGGUCCUGUUCAAGGUGGAGUAUCGGUGCCAGCACAACACCAGGCCUCGCAGACAGUCUCAGGGACCCACCAAGAACACCGACUGUCCCGCCAAAAUGAACAUCACCGUCCUGCGCACGCACGUCAGCCGAGGCAGGCAGAGCCGGAGCACGGACCCCCACCUUCCCGACUUCCCGACGGUGGUUUGGAUCCGGAGCGAGCACAACCACAACAUCAGCACGGCCGCCGCCCUGAGGCACCGCGACGUGGGCGACGCCGCGCGGGCCAAGCUGCGGCGGCUCUUCGAGGCCGGACACUCGCCCAGCUCGGCGCUGGACGCGCUCAAGUGCGACCUGCAGCUCGAAUACGGAGACGACUACGUGUUCGCCUCGGCCGACAGAGCGCUGUGUCCCACACUGGAGUUCUGCUACCGACUCUACCAUCAGCUGUCCCGUCAGGAGCUUGGAGGCGUGAAGACGAUGAAGACGAUGAAGACGAUGAAGACGGCGAAGACGAUGAAGAUGGCGGCUGACGGAGUCCCACUGCUGGAGAAACUGGACUCCACGUGUGAUGAACUGUGCGCUCUGGUUUGCUCUCGGGAUGAGCUGCGAGGGCCGGCGUCGGCGUUCAUCCAAACAUUCGACAGGAUCAAACACGACCCCUCGAUGCUGGCGGCGGCUCUGCACACCUUCGGCCACCAGGGGGCUGUAAAGCGGCCGUCACAACGCGCUCUGUGCAGGACCUCCAGCAGGGCUGAGCCGGCCGCAGAGACACACCCCGCCUCUGCCGCCGGGCAGGCAGCUAAACUCGAGGAGAGAUGGCGCCCGGCUGCAGGAGGAGCUUUAAACACGCCGGCGAGCCAAGAUCACGGAGUCCAGACAGCAGAGACCGACGGCCUCGAGCAGGCGGUCGACAUGAGCCGCAGCAACGCCAAAUCUUAGCAAAGACCUCAACUUUCCAUCAGUGUUUUUUUGUUUUUGUCGUCUGCAUCUUAUUAAUGAUCUGCUUUGUGUGUGUGUGUGACGGCAGGUGCAUAACUUUCAAAUGAUCACUGUAUGUAUUUGAUUGAAGUAUUUUCUAUAUAAUACUGUGUUUGUGUCUCUCCAUUCACUUCCACAGCAAAACAGCUCCCAAAAUAAAACUUGUAGCACAGAAACCAACACCAGCAAGGAAGAUUAUCGCUAUAGAAACAACAAGAAGACCCCGUUCCCAUUUUUUCAUGAAAAUUAAACGUCUCUUUUCUUGUUAUUUUCCUUUUUGAAUUGUAAAGUAGAGCCGGCAGGAAGUGUUUGCAGUAAACUCCCCCAUAGUAACCUGAAGAGCCUGGAUUUUCUUUGAUAAAUAAAUGUAAUUACAUGAAGAGAAAUUAGAACCAGGUCUUGUUGUUGUUCAUGUUGUCAUAAUCUUCUCUGUUGGUGUUGGUUUUUCUAUCAUUAUUAUUAUUAUUAUAAUUAUUAUUAUUAUUAUUAUUUGGGGGCGGAUUAUCACCAUAUAAACAACAACAAGACCCGGUUCCCUUUUUUUUUCCGUGUAGUUACCUUUAUUUGUGACAGUAUGAUCAGGUUGUGUCUUAGGGCACAAGGUUACAAGGUGGAUGUUUCCUGCAGAUGCUACCUGCCGGAUCUACUUUCCAGAUCAAAUAGGAACACAUUUUCCCCGUGUAAUUACAAUUAUUUAUUACAGUUAUGAAAGAACUAUCAGGUUACUUAAUGGUGCAAGGUUACUGUGUGGAUAUUUUCCACAGACACUACCUGCCGGAUCUACUUUCCAAAUCAAACAAGGAAAUAAUGAGAAAAUAGAUUAAUUUCCUCAAAGAAUAGGUAUUGUCCCGAAUGUCCAGCUGUUUUAUAAGAUGUUUAUAUUUUUUUUUCUGUCAUUUGGCUGGAAAUGUGUGUUUUUGCAGCGUGUCCUGUGUUCUUGAGCUCAGAUUCGAGGCCUGAGGACAGAUUUUCACAUCGCUCCGGCUUGUCUCCGUCUGUUUUUUGUGUUCUGCGUGAAUCUAAGGAUGUGAAGGAUGUGCACAUCGCCUGAAAUGGACUUUAAGAUGCCUUGUGUGCCUGCCUCCUCUUGAAGAAGCAUGUAAAUAAUAAUAAUGAUGAUAAUAAUGACAGUCUGGCGGCAACACUGGGCUGGAUGGUGAAGUUGCUUUGUGUUUUUGAAUGUUUUUUCUUUUUUUCUUUUUUUUGCAUUUUUUUUUUUGUUGCAAUGUUAAUCUUGUGUUCAUCCGCCUGUUGCUGUGACCGCUGCGUCUAAUUUGAUAAAUACGGAUUCAAUUUCUGUACAGCUGGGUUGUUGUGUUUGGGCUGUCUAUGCUUUAUUAUCUCAGAAGGAAACGGCUUGUCUUCAUCACAGGCCUGUUGGAAUGAUGCUGAUGGUGGCUGCAUGUUUUCUCUCCCCCUGCUAAUUUCCCUUUCCCAUAUUUCCAGAUUUUAAACUUUUUGUCUGUUAAAACUGUGAUGUUUUAA
Molecule: messenger RNA, 2796 nt
Organism: Myripristis murdjan (pinecone soldierfish)
Lineage: Eukaryota; Metazoa; Chordata; Actinopteri; Holocentriformes; Holocentridae
Exons: 6
Coding region: 43-1272 (409 amino acids)
Source: RefSeq, a predicted model, not a curated record